Molecule: messenger RNA, 744 nt
Organism: Teleopsis dalmanni
Lineage: Eukaryota; Metazoa; Arthropoda; Insecta; Diptera; Diopsidae
Product: charged multivesicular body protein 5
Exons: 5
Coding region: 1-681 (226 amino acids)
Biological process (GO): late endosome to vacuole transport via multivesicular body sorting pathway; vesicle budding from membrane
Cellular component (GO): multivesicular body
Source: RefSeq, a predicted model, not a curated record
AUGAAUCGUCUAUUUGGUAAAGGCAAGCAAAAGGAACCACCACCGAAUCUCAAUGACUGCAUUGCUGGUGUGGAUUCGAGAGCUAAAUCUAUUGAAGAAAAGAUUGCAAAACUUGAAGCUGAGCUACGUAAGUAUCGCGAUCAAAUGUCAAAGAUGCGUGAGGGACCAGCAAAAAAUUCAGUCAAACAAAAAGCUAUGCGCGUAUUAAAGCAGAAAAAAGCUUAUGAACAACAAGCUGAGUCUUUGCACAAUCAAUCAUUUAAUAUGGAACAAGCCAAUUAUGCAGCACAAUCUCUUAAGGACACACAAAAUACCGUGGCUGCAAUGAAAGAUGCAAACAAAGUUAUGCAGAAAGAGUUUAAGAAAAUCAAUAUCGAUCAAAUUGAAGAUAUACAUGAUGAUAUGGCUGAUAUGUUAGAACAAGCUGACGAUGUGCAGGAAGCAUUGGGACGCACUUACGGUAUGCCUGAAGUUGAUGAUGAUGAGCUUGAAGCCGAAUUAGAUGCUUUAGGUGAUGAGAUUGCUUUAGACGAUGACACUAGCUAUUUAGAUGAUAUGGUUAAAGCGCCGUCUGCACCAGAUAAGGAACCUGGUGCAGAUAGCAUUGUGCCAGGAAAGAAUCAAAUUGAAACUGAUGAGUUUGGACUUCCUAAAAUACCAACUUCUCUAAAAACCUCAUAAAUAAUUUCAAAAUUAUUUGCUUAUAUAUUGAAUAUAAUAUUUAUAAAAAUUUAAAAGUUUACA